Molecule: messenger RNA, 962 nt
Organism: Paramecium tetraurelia
Lineage: Eukaryota; Ciliophora; Oligohymenophorea; Peniculida; Parameciidae
Exons: 5
Source: RefSeq, a predicted model, not a curated record
AUGACUACAAUCACAUAAGAAUAUCCUUUGGAUGUAUUCCAAUCAUCUAAUUUUCAUAAAGUAAUAAUCACUGUAUUUUAUCAUAAUGACGAUUAUAAGACAAGAUUAGAUAAAUUAUUAUAAAUAAUGCCUCUUGAAGUUGAGAAGUAUGCUUUAUCCUAUUGUAAUGAUGAAUAAAUAGCAAGAAGUCAUAAUAUAUAACAAUUGCCUUCUGUUUUGAUUUCAUCAUAUCCUAAACUAAUUAAUAACUAAAUAUUGUGCCUGGAACCUGCCCAGGUUUUAAUAUAGUUAUAGAGCAUACAUGAGCAAUUCGAAGCUGAAUUUUAAAAGCAAUAAUAGCAGUAUUUUCAAAGGAUAGAAUCAAUGAUCAAAGAAAAUCCAAUAAUGCUUUUUAUUGUAGGUACUCCAGAAAAGCCCAUGUGUAGGUUUACAUCAAAGCUAAUUUAAAAACUGCAACCUUUUGGUGUCCAAUUUGGAUUCUUUGAUAUAGAAAUUGAUAAACUAAUGGUUGGCUAUUUAAAGCUCUAUUCAAAAUGGUAGACCUUCCCUUAGGUAUUUGUGAAUGGGAAAUUAAUCGGAGGAGCAGAUGCAACAGUUGAAUUAAUUGAUUAGAAGAAAUUUUCUGAAUUGAUACCAAAGGAUGCCUUCAUGAAUAAGACUUCCAAGUUGGAGUAGAUUCAGCUUAUAUCAAAAUACAUAAUAUUAAUAGACGGACAACCAGAUUUAAAUUGUGAAAUAGCUAGAAUCCUGACAGAGAAGAAGAUUCCUUUCCAGUUUUACAACAUUGGAAUGGAUUAAGAGUUGAGAUCAGAAGUUUUAAAUUUCUUAUCUAGUUAUAUUGAAACAUCCCAUGAUUUGGAGCCUCUACUCUUAUUCAAAAAUACAAUAUAUAAUGAAAUAACUUUAAAAAAAGAAUUGAGUAUUUUAUAAUGAUAGAUGGUUAAUUACAAUUAUUUUAUAUA